Molecule: messenger RNA, 720 nt
Organism: Aspergillus pseudonomiae
Lineage: Eukaryota; Fungi; Ascomycota; Eurotiomycetes; Eurotiales; Aspergillaceae
Product: NPP1 family protein
Exons: 2
Coding region: 1-720 (239 amino acids)
Source: RefSeq, a predicted model, not a curated record
AUGGUCCCCAAAAGCCUUCUGGCCAUUCUGGCUGCUGCCCUCGCAGUGCAGGGAAGCCCCAUGGAGAAGCGCAAAGUCGUGAAUCAUGACUCUAUCACCCCAUUCCCCGAGACCGUCCCUGAUACCCCCACCGGAAACACGUAUAAGAAGUUCGAGCCGUAUCUACACAUUGCACACGGCUGUCAAUCCUACCCGGCCGUCGCCGACAACGGUGAUGUGAGUGGAGGGCUUCAAGACACUGGUAGCGCCACGGGAGGUUGCCGUGACCAAAGCAAAGCGCAGACCUACGUGCGCGGUGGCUGGCACAAUGGGCGCUACGGUAUCAUGUACGCAUGGUAUAUGCCAAAGGACAUGCCCAACAGUGGAGUAUCAGCGGGUGCGCACCGCCACGACUGGGAGAAUGUUGUUAUCUGGGUCAACAACCCAGCCAACGAUAACCCAACCUUGCUGGGAGGUGCAGCAUCGGGUCACGGCAGCUACAAGAAGACGGACAACCCACCGCGAGAGGGCGAUAGACCUAAGGUGGAAUACUUUACCAGCUUCCCAACCAACCAUGAGCUGCAGUUCACUAAUACGCUUGGACGCGAUCUACCACUCAUUGCCUGGGAGUCUCUUCCCGAGGCCGCAAGGCAGGGAUUGGAAAGUGCCGAGUUUGGCAAGGCCACUGUCCCAUUCAAGGACUCAACUUUCCAGGGAAAUCUUGAGAAGGCUGCUCUGUAG